AUGGGCGAUUUACCUCGUUCUCUCUCUCUGUCGCCGCCUCCUCCGCCAAUUCCUGUACCGUGGUCAUUUGAAGUUCUUUUCGAGGAGACUUCUGAAGGCCUCCCGGAGCCUCUUCCGUCGCUACAGGAUAUCGAAAACGCGCCAAAUCGCAUCGGAGAUCAUAACAGCAAGUGCAUUGUAGCCCUCAAUGACCAUUAUGUGGCAAAGCUUGGAGUUUGCGUUGAGCCCCUCGAGGCCGAAAACAUGCGUUUUGUCAGAGAACAUACAACCGUGCAUGUUCCCAAGGUCUUUGCCGUAUACCAGCGGGAUAUCGGAGACAGACUGAAGAAGACAUAUAUCGUCAUGGAGAGGAUUCACGGACAUACUUUGCAAGACAUCUGGGGAGGCCUACAAGCAUCUGAAAAAAUCAGCAUUGCUGCGCAACUUCGAUCGGCAAUGCAGGCUGUCCGUGAGAUACCUCACUCAGGGUAUUUCGGGAGUCUGGACGGGUCGAAGCUUCGCGAUGAAUUCUUUUGGGCAGCAGAGCCAGUACCCGCGAUUGAUCGGUCAUUCGCAACUGAGGACGAAUCCUUGAGUGGCGUUAUAGACAAGUAUCUGUAUGAAAGCGGUGAAACAGCACGACAAAGAGUCAACUUUUAUCGCAGGGUACUUCCAAGAGUCUUCAUGGGGAACGGGAAACCUGUUUUUACACACGGCGGUUUUCAGCGCAAAAACAUCAUGAUUACACCCCAGAACACCGUGGUCCUUCUUGACUGGGCUGCAUCUGGCUGGUACCCAUCAUACUGGGAGUAUGCUGUUACGGUGUAUGUUGCCAGGAGGUGGGACGAUGAUUGGCACGUAUACAUUGGCAAGAUCCUGGAGGAAUUCCCAAACCAUUUUGUGUGGAUGCAGACGCUACAUAUAGAAAUGUGGGGGUUCUGA
Messenger RNA from Fusarium oxysporum Fo47, 921 nucleotides. RefSeq names its product kinase-like domain-containing protein. Lineage: Eukaryota; Fungi; Ascomycota; Sordariomycetes; Hypocreales; Nectriaceae. The record is from RefSeq and is a predicted model, not a curated record. The transcript has a single exon. Bases 1 to 921 code for a protein of 306 amino acids.